Messenger RNA from Hyposmocoma kahamanoa, 2689 nucleotides. RefSeq lists its product as uncharacterized. The transcript is spliced from 2 exons. Lineage: Eukaryota; Metazoa; Arthropoda; Insecta; Lepidoptera; Cosmopterigidae. Bases 28 to 633 code for a protein of 201 amino acids. The record is from RefSeq and is a predicted model, not a curated record.
AGUGUCUUUUGGAUAGCGCAUUGAAAAAUGGCUACCGUGUUCGACAGUCCGUUCAUCAGGCAACGUUUACAUCGACUGCGGCAUCGUGACUUCGACUUUGACGAGGACCAGAGAUUUGGUCGCUGCGACUGUACCAGCUAUUCGUAUUUCGUGCUAUCGAUGGUACUGUUCUCAGUCGGUACAGUUAUAACAGUUCUUGCCUUAGGAGAUGCCGAUGGUUACAUUCUCAGCAAUUUGGGACACAUGUGGCUUGUAGGGCCGAUAUUUAUAUGUUCUGGAAUGAUGGUUGCCGUUAAAAGUAUGCUAUACUUGCGAAGGAAAAGUGUCAUACAGAUGCUACUACAUCAGCGCGCGAUAAUCAGGGACAUGGCUGCAGUCCAGGAACAAGCUUACAGUGGUCAAGUUCCACGCACUGCUUCCAGUGCUACACUACCUCCGUCUUAUGAUGCCUUAUUAGCUAGUCCUGCAACAAGUAAACCCCAGCCUUCUGGUUCCGAGCCACCACCACCAACUUAUGAUGAAGCUAUGCACCUCAUAGGAGAAGAAAAAUUCCAGAUUGACAACAAAAAUGAUGACAGUGCCAAACAGGAAACUAGUCACCAAACCUCUGAAAUAAAUGAUGGCAAGCCAUGAAAGUAUCAAAAUAAUUAAUAAACUUGUUUAACACUUUAGCUUUGUAAGAAAACUUAAUACUUCCUUUUGUACUUAUAAUUUUUAUUUAGUUGUUUACCAUGUUUUGCAAAUGUGCCUCAAAUUACCUUGUUAACAAUAUUGUUAUUGCAAUGUAAAGAUUUUGUAAAGUAUAGAAGUAAUAAGCAUUUGAAAGUGUGUUGACAUUUGUCAUUUCAAAGGAAAAGCUGCAGUAUAGCAGACUGCAAGUUGUUACUUAUGUGUUAAUAAGCUAGUGGUUUAUAUCACUUUCUGAAUGCAAGAGCCAAUUAAUUGUAAUACAAAGUGUAAUAUAUAUUUUCUAUUCUACUUAUUGGCACACUGAAUUUGAUCAAAGUCUAUUAUAUUUUCAGAGUACUUGUUUAAACAUGAAGCACAAUUCUUAUGCAAUCAGCAAGUGGCAUUUAAACCGUUUGUAACUUAGCUAUGGCUGAGGCAUUUUGAAACUAAACUUAUUUUUUUACUAAUUAUUAUAAAGAUCAACUUAAGAACACCAUAACCAGUGUUGUGGGUAACUAGGGAGAAUAGAUUUAAUUAUUGUUUUAACUCCUGACUCCACUGUUAUAAUGUAUAUCUGUAAAUGUAGAGAAAUAGUAUGUGUUAUCUUGUUUACUUGAUAGUGACCUGGUUUUGCAAUUAAUGUCAAGACUGAUGCAUUUAUAUAUCUGAACUACCAGUUAAGGCGAACAAUUGUUGAUUGUUACAGGGGAAUUUAAAAAAAACAAACGGGGUAUUUAUUGAAUCUGAGCAUACUCUUGCGGGUACAUAGUUGUUUGCAUGAGUUAAUUUUCUCUGUUGCACAAUUUUAAGUUUGUAUUUAAGAGCAGGUUAUUUUGAAAUGAAGUUCAAUGUUCCUUCAUAACAUUGUGUUCAGUCUUUUUUUAGUAUUAUCUAUCUUUCACAAUUUCCCAAGUGAUUGCUUUUUUACUAUAAAUUUUUAUUAUAGUGCAGUAGAGAGAGCAUUGACAGGGCCUUAUACUUUGCCUUUUAUUAUAGAAUAACAAACAAUGUGCCUAAUUGUGUAUCUUCAUUAGUUAUUGUAAGAAAUACCACUGCAUUUUAACAACGAAUUGACCAUAAAGACUUGAUUUAGUAAUACAAACAAGCCAAACAUUUAAAUGUUGCAUGUUAUGCUACAUUGGAAUAAAAUUAGUAAUCUCUUAUCAAUGUCACUUAAGUUGUAGAAUAAGUUUUUAUUUCAAAAACAGCAAAUAGCUUGGUUAAAUAAAUUUCUUUUUGACAUUGCUAAUUAAUAAAUAUAGUUAAUAAGUUAGGUUAUUUAUGUAGAAUGACUUGCAAUGACUUUUGUAUUACUACAUUGAGAUUGUCUAGUCAAAAGACGUUGUUAAUAUUAUUGAAUCAAAAUAAAUGCCAAGAUUACUUAUCCAAUGUUCCAUAUGUUGUUGCAAAGGUAAUUAUAAUUAUAACAUUAAUUUGUUAUUAAAAACUUUUCAUAAUGUAAAUGUUUGAAUAUCAAAUUAUCUCAGCUUGUUAAACAAUGAUCAAUGUCUUUUAGUGUACAUAGGAGACUAAACAGUACAACAUUGUAUAGUAUUAUUUUCUUGAUUGUUGUGCGCAUUUUUUAAUAAAUGGGACUUUUAUUCUGCCAAUAUUAAAAGUUGUGAACACUGGCAUUACAUUGGGCAUAGUGCAAAUCCGCGUAUGUAGUAUUGGUAAAAGGGGCGGGAAAAUUUACAGGAGAGGGAUUUAACAUAUCACUUUGUUAUUCCAAUGGCUACGACUUUCAUUUUUAGAUAGUAUGCAUUAAUUUAUGUUGCCUACGGACUGAUAACAAUAGAUUCCCGUAAAUCACACAAAUUUGGUUACCACGACUUUUACGCGGAUUUGAUUCUGCCACUAAAUUACCGAAAUGGAAACUCGUAAUCCAAUGCUAGUUACGCGUAAUUGCACUAUCCAUAACGAUUUGAUACACAGUAAUGGGAAAUAUGGAAUUGUAAAGCAAAUUAUAAUUUAAUAGUUAAAUACAUAGCAUAUCAAGCUUAAGUUUUAUGUUCAACUC